This is a messenger RNA of Phanerochaete carnosa HHB-10118-sp, 1916 nucleotides long. RefSeq lists its product as uncharacterized. The transcript is spliced from 11 exons. The record is from RefSeq and is a predicted model, not a curated record. The coding region runs from base 23 to 1351 and encodes 442 amino acids. Lineage: Eukaryota; Fungi; Basidiomycota; Agaricomycetes; Polyporales; Phanerochaetaceae.
CGGCUUUCUCGCGUUGUUGUGUAUGACUCGUGUGACUUGCCAGGUGUGCGGUGAGAAUGUGGCAGAUCAGCCCAGCACGACGCGAGGAGUUCACGAUAUCGAGCGAGAACUCAUACCUCAGCGUAACGACAAGAUCGUUGCGCAUGACUCCGAAGGCUUUGAAGCUGGGCAGGGCAAAGAAGUAAAGGUAGUGUCCGAUUUCAUCGCGCGCAGAGCCGCGACUGAGGACAUCAACGAGCGAUUGCAUAUGGUCUGGUAUUGUGUGGAAAUAAACUCACGGCCGAUACAGCAAGCGGAGCGCGAAUUCUUCUCGACUAUGAAAGAAGUGCCAGUAAUCGCUGUUAUGACGAAAUUCGACACGUAUGUCCAGGACGUACUGCAAGAACUAGAAGAAGCGGCGGAAAAGGAAGGUAGAGGCGUGGACGAAGACGAACUGGAGACCCAAGCUACACAGACUGCGGAAAGCCGCUUCAAAGAACACUACUGCGCUCCACUUCAAGCACUUCUAUUUCCUCCGAAGGCAGUUGUUGCCCUUUCGCACACCCAUAAGUCAGAACCCAGUGACUCGCGUCUAACUGAGCUCAUUCGUCAGACAAUGGACGCACUCGAGCCUCCGCAAGAUUCAGAGGUUAUUGCAAGCAGACACGAAGAGCAGCGCAAGCUCCGAGAGCUAUUCGCCACUGCGCAAACAGUUGAUGUUGCAUUGAAGAUCGAACACUCAAUCUGUCUGGGCAUGGGCGAGAACUAUGGCAGUCUUGGCGAGCGUCCUAUCAGCAGAGAAAGGCUUCUCGAACCGUGGAACACGGUUUGGUCCAAAGAACAUGAUGAACAGUUGUUUAAGCACCUUGAUCGCCGCCUACAGGAUCGCAUCGACUUCAGUUUUCGACUCAUUGGCCACCCUGAGUCGGAUGACUGGCUACAGAUUCGGCGAUGGAAUAGUCCUAAGCUCAAGUUUUGUGCUCAGCUCGAACAGAUGGUCAUAGAUACGGUGAUUAUUAUGAAACAUAUAUUCCUGCUGCAUAUAGAACAUCUCGAUGUGGCCGAACGCCUAAUUGAGUGGUACGACUCUCGAAGUGCCACUGCACAACGUGUUCGGCAGGCACUUGUGGACGUGCACAAUCGGAAUCGCACCGCUAUCGUUGGACUGUCGAUGCAUGAGCUGUAUCGAAUGGUCAACAGCCUGCAGUUUGAAGCUCCUGAUAUCACUCUAGAGUCUAUGCUACCAGCACCUCCUCCCCUGGUACCUCUACCUUCAGUACGCCCGCUCGUGGCGGAAGCCGAGACUCGGCGCGAUUCUCGGUUAUCGCUCGUAGCAAAGUUAUUCAAGAAGGCGGAGAAGCAGCAAAAGUAAUCCAUCAUGGCGCAUGGAUGACCGUACCUCUAUGUGGAGACUCCAAGUUGCCGCCAUGACAAGCGUAUACUAUGCAAUGAUUAAAUUGUUGACCACUCGCAGUAGCUACUUUACGAGUUGAGUGCGCCUUGGACCCUUUAUUUCCAGAUCUGGAGCACACGUACACAUUGUCUCCGCGUUUGUACGCUAUUUUUGUAUCUCAGAUAUGUAUUCGUGCAGUAUAAUCAAUCGCAGAGCCAUUCACAUCACGCACCACAUAUGCGGUCACAAUACUUGUGAACAACUCCCAUCGGUAUCUCGUCACCACGGAUAAAGCGAUGUACCACGCCAUUUUUUAUGUGACUAGGCCAGCCUUGUUCAGGAUAGCUGUUCAUGUUCUUCGCUGUUUCCUGGAUCCUCGCUGUACACCAGGCAACGGUUGUACCGCAAUUUAUUCACGUGGCUCUCAACAUGAGAAAAUAUGUCGCAGCCUUACAGUAAUAAUAAAGGACUUGUAUAGUCUCUGGGUCAUUCGUCCCGGAAGUAAGAUGGCGAGUAUCUAACGCCAUCGAUUAACAUCUUUGCG